UUGUGGAGUAUAUUAUAAUUUUCAUUUUGCUUUGAGUGUAUUAGUUUGUGUAUGAUAAAAUGCAAACGGAUAUUAAAAAUUAAAUGAUGUUUAUAUUUUAAAGUACACAUAAUGAACAAAUAUUUAUUAAUUUAAUAUACGUUUUAUAAAUAUUGUUGAAAAAUGUCUUCAUAUUUACGUGGUUCCCCGAAUUAUGUUUGGUCAACAACCAGUAUUUUGGGAAAAGGUGCCACUGCUACUGUCCACCAAGGUGUUAACAAAGUAAAUGGAGAACCAGUAGCAGUUAAAACAUUCAAUACUGUUAGCACACUUCGCCCACAAGAAGUGCAAUUUCGUGAAUUUGAGGUGCUAAGGAAAGUAAAACAUGAAAAUAUCGUUAAACUUCUUGCCAUUGAAGAGGACCAGGAAAAUAGAGGAAAAGUUAUCGUUAUGGAACUGUGCACUGGUGGAAGUUUGUUCAACAGUUUAGAUGAUCCUGAAAAUACAUACGGACUAGAAGAAUCGGAAUUUCUUUUGGUUCUAGCACAUCUUUAUGCUGGCAUGAAACACUUGAGGGAUAAUAAUUUAAUUCACAGAGAUUUAAAACCAGGUAAUAUAAUGAAAUUUAUUCGGGAAGAUGGUACCACAGUUUACAAAUUAACAGACUUUGGAGCUGCCAGAGAACUCCAGGAAGGUCAGUCUUUUCAGUCAUUGUAUGGAACUGAGGAGUAUCUACAUCCGGACAUGUAUGAAAGAGCAGUAUUACGAAAACCGGUUAACAAAAAGUUCGGUGCAACCAUUGAUUUGUGGUCUAUAGGCGUAACAUUGUAUCAUGUUGCUACAGGAAACUUACCAUUCAGACCUUAUGGAGGUCGUAAAAAUAAAGAAACGAUGCAUCACAUAACUACUAAAAAAGAAAGUGGUGUCAUAUCAGGAAUUCAAACUAAAGAAAGUGGACCGAUUGAAUGGAAGCGAGAACUACCAGUUAAUUGUCAAUUGAGUGAAGGUUUAAAAAAAAUUAUAACACCUCUUUUAGCUGGACUUCUAGAAGCAGACCACAGGAAAAUAUGGAGCUUCGACAGAUUUUUUAAAGAGGUUGAUGUAGUAUUGUCACGCUCGGCUAUAAACAUUUUCCAUGUAAAUAAAGCCAGAUUGAUUAAAGUGUAUAUCCUUCCAGAUGAGACGUAUCAGCACUUGCAGAAUUAUGUAACAGAACAAACAGGGAUUAAAGACGAAAGUCAAAUUUUAUUGUACCAAACUAAUCUUUUUGCUAAUCUUAUUCAGGAAUAUACUAGAGCAUGUGGCUACCCUAGAACCAAAGAAGACGAUCCAUUGUUUUUAUUUAACAAGGAUAAUAACAACGUCACUAUAGUGCCUGACCAGGAGCUGCCAAAGUGGACCGAUUUUUCUACAGUCAUCUCUGUGGAAAAUGAUGCUGCUCAAGCAAAGUUCGCUUGUAGCAUCGGGCAUCAAUGUAAGCGACAAAUCGAAAAAUAUUCUCUUUACAGCAAACUUAUCUGUGAGACUGUUGACAACUUUACCAAAUAUAUCAACACAGAACUAAAACAGCUUCAUCAAAACACGCAACAUUUACUCGACAAAACACUUAUUUUCAAAAAAACCGCACAGGUCCUACAACUUUCGCAACAAAUUAGUAAUUACAGCCUGAAAAGUAAUUACACUGAAAAACUGGAUGACAUAAGUAAGGAAUUUGUAACGGCUGCAGCGGUCGGUGUUACUAAUUUGUACUUGGGGCACUGUGUUGAAAAUACGUUAAAACUGCAGUGGGACUCUAUCAGUAGAGAUUUAAAAUGUCCCUUUAAAACACUAGCCCCAGCGAGAGCUAAAACGCAAGUGGAGCACUUGAGAGAAUCGUGGCAACACUUGGUACGUGAUAGAGCAACCCGCAGUUUGUCGUACAACGACGAACAAUUUCACAUUUUGGAAAGAAUAAAAAUAACUCAAACUAUCAACAAAAUCAAAACACUUUUGGAGAAAGAAGUAUUCCCUCAAUACGAGCAACUAGCUGAAAAUUUCGGAGACUGGUAUAAAAUGGCACAAAAUAUUCAUUUAAAGACCAACAUAUUAAUUUCAGACGUCGAAAAGUACGAUGGAAAAUUGAGAGAUUUCGAAGAGGAAUUGACCAUUGACAACGUAGAUUAUACGGAACACAUCAAAAAUAAUUUUGAGCAGGCUGGGAAAAAUACAGCACCUAAAAAGGUUCGGAACACACAAAAUCAAGAACUUAAAAUGUAUUUGAAAGAGUAUUCCAAAAAUAGUGAAAACUUCAAGGAAAUUCUCACAGAAAACACCAUACUGUUAAAUAAAUUAAGUGAAUCAACGAUGGAACUUACUAAAGCAGUAUCUCAUCCUUAAUUCUUUGUGAUAAGCAAAACUGAUAAGUUUUUUUUAGGACGUGUCACUAUGAUAAUGAUAUUUUAGAUAAUAUUUGCUCAUAUAAAUGAUUUUUUUAUAUUUUGAACUCAUAGACGAAGUUAAUGUUCUCUGUAUCUAAGACAAUGUUUUCAAGUACAAUGAAAUUAAAUCCUUAGUGAAUAAUUGAAAUAUCUACGGUUCAUUUAACCGCUUAGAUGAAUAGUUUCUUUACCAUACAAAUCGGAGAAUUUUGAAUAGUUUUAAACAUCCUUGACAUAGUAAAUCAAUCCUUGUUAUUAUCAUAUUAGCAAAAAUUUAUAAAUCUGAAAAUAUUAGAAUUUAGUUUUAGGAAAAGAACAAUUUGCAAUAUAUGUUUCUUUGAUGAAAAAGUGUAUUAUAUUAAGUAUUUAAAAAUAAUCUAGUAUUUGUAUGCUUAUUUUAUAAAGUAAAAAAAUAUAUUACAGUUGAACCUCAAGUAUUCAAGACCGGCUCUUAUCUCGGAUAAGGCAAAUUUUUCUUCUAUAUGUAGUAGGUGUAAUGGUUAUACUUUUCCACGCUUAUUAUCAUUAUGAUAAUCACAGACUCAGAUAAUCUCAACCAGUUCCGGCAAUCGGUGACUUAGACAACUAAGGUUCUACCAUACCUGCAUAUGUAUAAUAAUGUAUUUUGUAAAUAAAAAAUGGAACUGUUAUUAAAAAUAGUAAACUAUAAUAAAUACAUUUUCUUAUA
This is a messenger RNA of Anoplophora glabripennis (Asian longhorned beetle), 3084 nucleotides long. It is a transcript of the gene IKKepsilon, whose product is annotated as serine/threonine-protein kinase TBK1. The record is from RefSeq and is a predicted model, not a curated record. Gene Ontology annotation, molecular function: protein serine/threonine kinase activity; ATP binding. Gene Ontology annotation, cellular component: cytoplasm. Lineage: Eukaryota; Metazoa; Arthropoda; Insecta; Coleoptera; Cerambycidae. The coding region runs from base 163 to 2355 and encodes 730 amino acids. Gene Ontology annotation, biological process: peptidyl-serine phosphorylation. The transcript has 2 exons.